AUCUUUAUCUUCACCUAAAGAAGAAAUUUCAGAAGAACCGCUGACCAACUCUUGUCUUGAAACAACAUUCAUCAAUCAGCUUACCUCUCCACCUGUUACACAAAUCUCCCGUAAAACUGUCACUCAAGAAAUACCAGCAACAGUCAAACUAUCUAGUAACACAGCGUCCAAGUCUAAUAACAGUCAAAGUGCAGGUAUGUCUGAAGCAGGCGAUACCCUGAAUUCCAUAGGAAGUAUGCAGAACCAGUCAGAUUUGGAUUUAGAUCAUGGAAGUUUGCCCUCAGGGGAUGGUCCUCUGCAGACUGUCACUGAUUCAAAAUCUGAAAAGGACGAGACUGAAUCAUUAAAUAAGGAUCAGUCCGAGUCUGUUAGGGGAGCUAACUCUGUCCUAUCAGCAGGAGAAACAAUAUCAGAGAAAACAAAUGAGGAAUCGUUUGUGAUGGAUUCUCGACAUAACACUGGUACUGUUUCAUUAUCAAGUUCUACAAGUCCUAUCGAAGAAAAAGAAGAACAGUUGAUUUCUGACCAAAAAGAACCCAUUCCACAGAAAUUUUCAGAAUCUGGCAAAAGUGAAGUUUGUCAUGUGAGUGAUGAAGGGCAGUCUUCUAAGGACUCAUUGAUUGAAACUGGUGAUAACAAGCCAGAAGAAGGUUCAAAUCAACAACAGGAAGAGAAGUUUGGUGCAUUGUCAGCCCCAUUGGCGAACAAUUUAACAAAUGGCAAAUUGAGGACAAGACGAGCUUCCAUGAGUGAUGUUGCUCGACCUACCCUGAACUUUCUAGGAAACUGGAUAUUGAAGCCAGCUCUACAUGUAAUCGGAGGAGCGGAUCAGCUCUACAUUUAACCAUGUUCAACCAAACAGAAACUCUAACAGGAAGUGUACUGUAUAGUAUAAAGGAUAUGUCUGUAAGAUAUCUACCCAACAGCUGGACUCUAAAUGUGUCUACCAUGGACCACCCAUGGAAGUUAUUUGAACAGAACUAUAUAAUGUCUUUUAUGAGCUGUACUUUCUCCAGCAGCCACCAUGCAUAGAAUUACUUCAUUUCCUGAGUCCUCCUGUUGGAUAUCUUAUUGGAUACUAGAAGUACAAGUUACCUAUUGGGACCAAGGUGUGUUAAUAUUUUUUUUAGUUAUUUUUCUUUUUCAUUUGAUGUAUGUAAUUGUGCUAAUUAUGUUCUCCAGUAGGACCUGAAAAUGUGACCUUUAUAGAGGGGUGCAUGAUGUUGACAGGUGUAUGUAUAGAUUGGUCUCGAUGUAUGAACAAAUAUGAGCUUGAGUAACAUAUUGCCCUUUAAAGGUUUAUUUCUUUACAUCGUACAAAGUUAAUUUUUUAUUUUUAUAUGAAAAGAAAAAUUGUGACAAACUGGCAAAACUAAAAUUCAUCCUUUCUAUAACAAGAAUCAUACAUUAAAAUAAAGAAUCCGAAUAACAUUAUAAUUUGUCAAAUUCACAAAAGACUCCUAUAGCUUAGAGUAUACUAUUUCUAGUCUAUAUUAACAUUAUACAUUGUAUUAUGCUGUAAUUUUUACACAUAAAAUGUAAUUCAAAUUGCUCAUGAGUUAUUGAGAACAUUAGAGAACAUUUGUAACUGGUUUGACUGAAUAUUCUGUUGUCAGGAUGAUAAAAUGUAGGGUAUAUAAAUAUAUAUUUGUGCCAUAUAAGAAAGUCAACUUCAAUUGAUUUUCACCAUAUUUGGUGAACAGAUAUUCAGUUUGUCACUGAGAAACUAUAAAUUAAUACCAGGAUUAAAGCAUUUUUAUUAUUGUGGAAAUCCUACACAUCAGACCAAUUUCUGUUGGAGAUUUUUUUUUUCAAUUGUGUAACAACAUAUGCAAAUGUAUACAUGUAGAAGUACAGGUCCUCUCACGGGCUAGGUGAAACUGUGAUAUAAGGUGUUUCUCUUCAGCCUCAUUUUGAAAAAAAAAUAUAAAAAUCAGGGUAGGUUGUGUAAAGUGUAUAUAAUUUGUGAAAUACUCUCUUCAUAUUUCAUGGUGACCUUGAUUUAUGAUAAAGAUUAAUGACAGAAAUAAAAUUUGCUUUUUAAAGCCUACACAUGUCCUGCAAAGUUACCGCACAUAUUUGCUUACCCACAUUAUAUACAUGUAUGUGGAAAAGAAAUGUGAUGAGUUAAAAAAAACAAUGGGAUUUGUUUAAGACCAAGAAAGAUACCUGAUCUAGUCUUAAUCUGUAUAUACAAAUACUCCACCUUAUGAUAAGCAAUUUUACAGAAAUUGAAAUUUAGGUGAAUGUUCAACUACAGCAGAUAUUGACAUGUAUUUGCUAGGUGUUGAAUUGUUAAUUUUGAAUUUAUACAAAUAUAAAAUUAAUAUAUUUUGUACCAAGAGGAUAUAUAUAGUUAAAAUAAUCUAUGUUCAGACUUAGAAGGUUUUCACAGUUUUAAGUGGUAAUUUUUGUUGUUGCCAUGGAAACCUUUUCUAGAUGAAAUAUUUCAGACUUAAUUCUCCACGAGACAAUUUCAUGAACAUAUUGUAUUAAACUUGAAGGAUGUUUUCACAAAUGAAAAAAAUUAAUAAUGUAAACAUCUGUAAUAACUGGUAUGCUGUAAUCCUAGAUUCAUCUGUUAAAUGUUAAGUGCCUUCUGAGAGAAUCUACAGCUGUCUACACCAUUCUAACACGUGUACAUAUACUGUGUUGUAAGUACUACAUCUGAGACUGUGUAUUUUAAAAGACAGGAUCUUAUGUAAUAAUAUGAUAGAAUGUAUUUCUUAAAUUGUUGUCAAUGCUCUAGAUGUUUCUUACUACAUGUAUGUAGAAAUGAGAUUACUUUAACAACAGCAGUUUAGAAAUGCAAUUUGAGCUGUCUAAAAGAUGUGUAGAUAAGACAUGUUUAUAAGGAUUUAUUUAUAGUACAAAAGCAUGCUACCAGAUGUAUUGUAAUAAUGUUUCUAAUUAAGUCAUUAAAAAUAAUAUAGAGCAUAAAAUGCCUUAAAAUGUCCACAGCAUGCUUAUUUACUCGGAAAAUUAGUUCUUAUAAACUCAUCUCUUCAUCAUUUAUAUACCUGUGCCAUAAAACAGCAAUCACUUCCAUUUUGUAUAUAUACAUUUAUAUAAACAAUUAUAAACUGAUUCACUCCCUUUAGUAAAAACUAUCAAAAUGACGUCAUCUUUUCUUAACAUUUAGGACAUUGUGCAUACUCAGUGAUAAUUGUAUUAGUGGAAGUACUUCUAAGGUUGUUUACAUGUCACCUAUAAAUAUUCUUUAGGUUGAACUUCCAUGUUGUAUUAAAAUAAUUGUCAUAUUAGAUGUAUCUUUCAUUCACUAGUUAGUUUGUAUAAACAUAUAUUAAUUUGAACCUUUUUUGAUAUUCAUGUCAUCUUGAACUAUUAAUCCCCUGUUGCAGCAAAACUGUGUCAAAUAAUCAGUGGGAACCUAAAAAAAUGAUUAUUUUUAUCAAAUUAUUGUAUGGAUUUUCGGCAGUUAUUGCCCAUCACCAGAUAUAUACCCACGGUUGAUCGCAAUACACUACACUGACUACCCGGUGAUAAGUGUAGCAAUCAACUGUGGGUAUCCAAUAAUCAAUAUUGCCCUGUCAGGGACAAUAUAAAAUGACUUGAGUUGCCAACAUGAACAUUGGAUAUCACAUGUGUUUACAUUAACUCCUUAUUAUAAUAAUAAUGACAACAAAAUCAACAAAGUAAGGUUGUUUUUUUUUCAUUAUUAUUAUUAUUGAUUUAUUUUUUUAACGGUACAAAAUAUUUUAAUCAAGAAGUAAGGAGUCAUUGGUUUAUUAUUAGGUUUUAGGUAUCAGUUCAUCAGCCACCGUACAAGAUCUAGAUCGAGAAAACCUCUUUAUUAUAUAUACCUUAGGUAUCAGUUCAUCAGCCAUCGUACAAGAUCUAGAUCGAGAAAACCUCUUUAUUAUAUAUACCUUAGGUAUCAGUUCAUCAGCCAUCGUACAAGAUCUAGAUCGAGAAAACCUCUUUAUUAUAUAUACCUUAGAUAUCAGUUCAUCAGCCAUAGUACAAAAUAUAGAUAGAGAAAAUCUUGUUAUUAUACCGGCGGACCGUGUUUGAUACACGGUGUUGUGUUUGAAUUGACAGAGAGUUGUGAAAAGGAUUGUUUGUUAAUUGGCAAGGUGUAUCAUCUCAUGAACAGCCAAUGUCAGUAUGAGGCAGCUUCCUCUUGUAGUAGCUUGUGUCUACCUUGCUGAACAAAAUCUGAUGGGAUAGGGUAAAGUGUCUGGCCCAGAGCACAACCACAGCAGCACACAAAUAUGGUCAAGUUUGUCCAUGAUCUCCACUUCCUGUGGAAACACAAACUGCCCUUCCUUGUGUAGGAAACAAAUGGCCACCUCAGCUCUUCACUUGAUGCUCCAACAGUCUGAUGCUGACUGAGUUUUGUCAAAGCCCUGAAGUUUAGAUAAAAGGUUCUAGGGAAUAUGUACCUUGUUGGUAAAUAAGAGGAAGUAAACAUAAGGCAUCAUAUCAAGGUUUUAUUGUAGAGAUAAUUUUAUAAAGAAUUUUUAGGGGUUUGGUAUUUUUUGAUUUUUUGAUGAUUUUUUUUUGUCAAGAGUAAAUUAGGACAAAUUAUAUCGGAGCUUUUAGUUGUCGCUAUUUGAUCUAUAUUUGCUGUAAUAUGCCACAUUUAUUUAUGCCGUAGUGAAAUGUUCAAUGUAUUAUGUUCUAUUUCUUAAUGGUUUUGUAUGCAGUUAAUCAAUAUGUACUUUUAUAUAUGAAAAAAAAAUAUAUUGAAUUUCUAUUAAGAUUUUCAAAUUAAACUUAUUGUCAAAACCAAUUAGACAGUAACUCAUUAGAUAGAUCAAUAUUGUUCAAAGUUAAAUUUCAGCAUCAGGAAUGACUGGUAUGUGACCUGUGUUUAUAUUUCAUUAGAUGUAGUUUGUUAUAUAAAACAGCAAUAUGUGAUCUUGAGAGAAUCAAUAUAAUCAUGUUAUGUUCUGAUUUCUAUAGAAAUAGUCUUUUUCUGUAAUUUACUCUUUACAUUGAAGUUCAACAUGUGUCUUUAUAUAUUGUAUGUGCAAUCAUCAAAGCUUCCUGUUUUGUGAUGUUGUUUUUUUUUGAGAUUUUUUUGAGUUUUUUUUUUAAUCAGAAUUCACAUACUUUUGAGUUUGAAAAUGAAAAAUAAUGUCAAUCAAUUGUUUUCUUGGUCUAUUGUGCAUGAUCUUUUUUAUAGCCUCGAAUUUAUUACAUGUACAUGGGACAAAAAAUACUUACUUUUUCUUACAUGUCUGGAUUUCAGAAAAAUUUUCGUUUAACAGAAUAAAAAAAAAUUCCCCAAAAAAACCUUAAAUUUCAGAAAAUUUUCCUGUCAGCUGGUAAAGAAAAUACAACAGUUUUUAGGCUGCCAGAGCAAAAUUUAAAGUAAUGAUUUGAAAUCUUCAUGUAAGCAUAUUGUAAACUGAUAAUAUUUUUUCAUUGUUAUUACAAUUAAAUUUGUGUUCAAAUAAUAAUUGCAACUAUUAUAACAUGACAUUGUCCUUGAAAUGUUGUCAUAUUGUCACCAAGAUGUUUAUGUUUAGUAGUUUAAGUGUAUGUUAUGUGACAGUCUAUAAUAUUUAUUGCAAAAUAACCUACUUAAGAAUAUAUGUUUGAUGAUGUUUGAACUUAUAGGGACUUGACACAAAUGUAUGUGGACAAAAGAUUGGGAUUUUGUGUAUACAUGUACAAUGUUGUUUAGAUUUUCCACCUAUUUUCCUUUUUAAUCACCAUUAUGAGAUGGUGGGCUAUUCAAAUCAACCUACGUCUGUGGUCCAAGGUACUUUGGCCAUUCAUCGUCCAUUUAUCAGUUGAUAAUUUUUAAUGUCGGUAUUUCUGUUAAAGUACUCGAGGGAUAUUUCUCAACUCUAACAUGUAUGUUUCCCUUGGUCCCUAGUUGUGCCCAUUUAAUUUUGAAUCUGAAUUGGAAAACAAAAUGGCCACCAGCUGCAGGCUUCAAAAAUCUUAAGAUUUUGACAGUUUUCUUAGACUUCAUAUUUAGAUUCCCCAUAUCCUGCUAUCAAAUGAGUUAGAGGGGAAGGAAGGGAAAAGUAGAGAAAAGAUCAGUGUUACCUAGGACUGAUCAAGAUUAUUUAAUAGUGGGCACCAGGAUUCCUCUGGGAUCUCGUUUUUUUUAUUUAUUUACUAUUUUCAUUAUAACGACUGCUUCAGAGCACAGGGGCCCACAUGUUUCUAAACAAAUACACUAUAAUGAUCAUUUGUGUCAAGUCCCUGUGAUUCAGCAGGACAGUUUGUGACUCUUGGUUGUAAUCAAGCCUUUAUUUUCCUAUUUUCAAGAAUAAGGUAAAUUAAUAUGGAUUGAAAUCCAAGAAGGCAACCAUUCCUACCAUUUUGAAAAACACCUUUUAAAACUUGUCAACUUCUGGUGACAUUUGAGCAGAAAAUUGAUGGGAAUGUUAAGGAAAGAAUUCAGGCAAAGUGUUGUUUUUUGGCCUUCCACCAAUGGAGAUAUAGUAGUCCAUGACAGGUCAUUUUAUCUUUAUUUUGUAAUAUAAUUGUUCAAUGAUAGUGAAAUCAACUGUGAUUAUCCGAUGGUAAAAUUGGUGUUUGAAUAUCUUACUGGAAGAAAACCAGUAUUUGCACUCUAAAAUGGUACAGUAUUACAUUGUAUGUGUACAAAUAACAUGUAACAUCCUCAAUAGACUCUUUAUUGUACUUCAAAUAAUGAAAGUAAAAUUUUCUGGUUCAGUAAAGGGCAGACGCUUCUAAAAUCUAUGGUUUUACCUUUAGCAUUCGUAACAGAUCAUUGUUGUGCCUUUCAGUGUGUCCAUGCUAUGUAUGUGAUGACACACACCUGUACCUGUGUAUGUGAUGACACUCACCUGUACCUGUGUAUGUGAUGACACACACCUGUACCUGUGUGUUUGUUGACACUCACCUGUACCUGUGUAUGUGUUGACACUCACCUGUACCUGUGUAUGUGUUGACACUCACCUGUACCUGUGUAUGUGUUGACACUCACCUGUACCUGUGUAUGUGAUGACACUCACCUGUACCUGUGUGUGUGUGUGUGUGUUGACCCACACCUGUACCUGUGUAUGUGAUGACACUCACCUGUAUAUGUGUAUGUGAUGACACUCACCUAUACCUGUGUAUGUGUUGACACUCACCUGUACCUGUGUAUGUGUUGACAUUCACCUGUACUUGUGUUUGUGUUGACAUUCACCUGUAUAUGUGUUGACACUCACCUGUACCUGUAUACGUUUUUUUAUUGCUUUUAUAAAUAAAACGCCAUGAUAAUCUAAA
Messenger RNA from Pecten maximus, 7221 nucleotides. Its product is annotated as cell wall protein RBR3-like. NCBI's taxonomy places the organism in Eukaryota, Metazoa, Mollusca, Bivalvia, Pectinida, Pectinidae. The record is from RefSeq and is a predicted model, not a curated record.